UCAACCCCGACAACAACAGCAAAAGCAACAGCAACAACAACAACAACUACAGGCAACGGAAAGAACUAUGCAAAGCCAGCUGCUGCUGCUGCUGCUGUUGGUUCGCUUCAAAACCGGUCGACGACGCCGCAGUUGCAUUCAGUUAUUAACGAGCGCUACUCACAGCUACAGCAACGGCAGCAGCGGCAGCCACAGCAGCAGCAGCAACAGCCACAGCAGAAGUCACUUCACUCAACCAACACACACACACCGAGUGAGAGAGCGAGAGAGGAAGAGAGUAGAGAUAAGCAUACACACACACACACACACACGCAACGCACACAUAUUGUCGUUUUGCCUUUUCACGAGUUUGAGUCGGAGAGCGCGGCACGCAAACAGAAUUCAGUUUGAGUUGAGACGUUGUCGUGGGCACGUCGCAGCAAAGAGAAGAGCGCAGUAACACAACUAUAGCUACAACUACAACGACAACUACAACCAUACAUAGCAAAGCAAAGCACAAAAGACGUAAAAAUAAUCAGACUAUACAAACGCUUAGUGCCAAGUGACAGUGCAGAAAAAUAAAAGAUCCAAAUCAAAGUGCUAAACAAAAACUAAAAGCUAAGAAAGCAAAAGAAACACACAAAAUAAAAGCAGGGAAUAUGUCUUCAACUUCGGCCUCGCCCAUCAGCAACAUAACCGUGGACGACGAGCUUAACAUAAGCAGAGAACAAGAUUUUGUCGAGGAGGAUUUCAUUGUUAUCAAGGAGGAGCGCGAAAGCAGCUUGUCGCCAAUGUUGACGCCACCGCACACGCCCACCGAGGAGCCAAUGCCACGACGUGUCGCGGCAGAGGAGUCGGUGGCCACACAGUUGCACAUGCGACACAUGGCGCACUAUCAGCAACAGCAGCAGCAGCAGCAACAACAACAGCAGCAACAUCAUCAGCAGCAUCGUCUGUGGCUGCAGAUGCAGCAGCAGCAACAACAGCAACAGCAUCCACAUGGCCACUAUCCAGUCUAUGCUGGCGCCAAUGCCGAUCCUGUUGCAGUGCAUCAGCAGGCGCUGCUGAUGAAUCAAUGGAUACGCAAUGCUGCCAUCUACCAGCAGCAGCAGCAACAACAGGCAGCAGCUGCCGCAGCACAGGGACAUCACCGUCAUCAUGCGCAUCCCCAUCACCAUGGCCAUCAUCAUGGUCAUGCGGCACAUGCUCAUGCCCCAGCCCAUGGCCAUCCGCAUGUCCGCCCCUAUCCCGCUGGACUGCACAAUCUGCAUGCAGCCGCUCGCCACUUUGGUGUUCUACCCAAACUGCAGCUGAGCGGUGCAGCAGGAGCAGCAGCCGCUGUUGCAGCAGGCGGCAGCGGUGGCAGCAGUCGCCCCAAGAAGCAGUUCAUCUGCAAGUACUGCAAUCGCCAGUUCACCAAAUCGUACAAUCUGCUCAUCCAUGAGCGCACACACACCGAUGAGCGUCCCUAUUCCUGUGAUAUCUGCGGCAAGGCGUUCAGGCGUCAGGAUCAUUUGCGUGACCAUCGCUACAUUCACUCCAAGGAGAAGCCCUUCAAGUGCAACGAUUGCGGCAAAGGCUUCUGCCAGUCGCGCACUCUGGCCGUGCACAAGGUGACCCAUCUGGAGGAGGGACCCCACAAGUGCAACAUCUGCCAUCGCAGCUUCAAUCAGCGCGCCAAUCUCAAGAGUCAUCUGCAGAGUCACAGCGAAUCGGCCACGAGCGCAGCAGCCGCAGCUCAGGCAGCGCCAACAUCACCGCCACAGACAACGCCAGCUCCUCAGUUGGUCAGUCCGGUGGAUCUGUCCUCGUCGGCUGCCCCGGAGCGUCCCAAGCGUGCGUUGGGCUUCACCAUUGAUGAGAUCAUGAGCAGAUAGAGCAAGCGGAGUGGAUGCAAAAUGUAUUGGUUUUAUGUUCAGGAUGCCAAAUGCACACAUCCAGUUCCAAUUCCAGUUCCAGACUGCCAAGCGCCGCCAGGCAUGGGAAGUGCCUGGCCUGGAGUCGCAAUCAGCAGCAAAAGCAGCAGAAGAAGCAGCAAGAGCAGCGUUCUCCAGGAGGGAUCGCCACAGUCCCCAGUGAAAGGACGAUCAAAGAGUCACACAACUAGCCCAAUCGAUGCUAUAUAAUAACCGAUCUUAUAUAGCUAUCCGAUUGUGUCUACAACUGAGUAAUGAAUGCCAAAGUAGAAACAAAAGAGAAAAAGAAUACAACAGUAAAAAGUAUUGCGAACAAUUCCAAAAUAUAUCAAGCAAGAAGAGAAGAUUAAGAGAGUGAAAGCGAAAAAAUAGAAAAUAGUUAGAGAGAUUUCUUCAGCCACAAGAUAACUGUAAAACUAUAGUUUAGAUUAUAAUUUAUGUUAAUUAUUUAAAUGCUAAUCGUAUGUACCUUAUAGCUAUAGCUAGCCGGAUUCUUCAGUUUGUAAUCGUUAUAACCAAUAUAUAUAUACCAAUACCAAUUCCCAGAUAAACCUCAGACCCAAAAUCGGGACUAUAUACAAAGACUGUAUUAUUUGUUUAUGUUAAUCAAUAAAAAUAAAUCAAUCAAUCAACCAAUCAAA
Molecule: messenger RNA, 2536 nt
Organism: Drosophila albomicans
Lineage: Eukaryota; Metazoa; Arthropoda; Insecta; Diptera; Drosophilidae
Gene: odd
Product: protein odd-skipped
Exons: 2
Coding region: 639-1856 (405 amino acids)
Biological process (GO): embryonic pattern specification; regulation of transcription by RNA polymerase II; embryonic hindgut morphogenesis
Cellular component (GO): nucleus
Molecular function (GO): RNA polymerase II transcription regulatory region sequence-specific DNA binding; DNA-binding transcription factor activity, RNA polymerase II-specific
Source: RefSeq, a predicted model, not a curated record